CCGCCCGCCGGGCUCGGCUCCGCUCCCGGCCCGCGCUCCAGCCCGCUCCGCCCGCCGCACCGCCCCCGGCCGCGCUCAGCCCGCAACGAUUUGACUUCCCUCUGCCGGCCUCUCCAGUUCUCUUAAGACCGCUGCCUGGGCUCCGCUCUCCUCCUCGCUGUUGGCCGCAGCACGGUGGUGGCUCUACUCUUCUCCCGUUUAGCCAUAGUCAACCCCGGCUUUGCAAUUUUUUUCCCUCCUUUUUUUUUUUUUUUUAAAUGGAAAAUAUCCUCUUGAUGUAAGAUGACUCGUCUUCUUGACUCUCGCCCGUUUCAGCACUGAAGACUGAAAGGGAACCCUCACCACCACUCCGACGCUGGUGGCACUUAAAAUAAAAAAAAUAAAAUAAAUAAAAACCACAAUUCUAAAAGAAAGAACAAGCAAAAAAGAAAAGUCUUAAGAGGCAAAGGAGCAGGACUCGGGACCCUCUGCAGACCCUUGUCUGAGACCACCCAGGACUACACUAGUCAUCCAGAACUCCUGAUUCCUCUCAUCCAACUGAAACGGAGGGCGACUCCGAGCUAGAAGCAAACUUCAGGGCUCUCCGCGGCUCCUUGGUUCCCGCAUUUGGAGGGGUCGAGGGCUGGAAGGCACCGGACCCCCACGAGGAGGAGGAGUCCCGCGUCUCUCUCGCUUCUCCCACCGAGUCUGAACCUUAGACUGAGCUACGCGGGACAUCGAGGAGGAAAAGAGGGUAGCAGAAAAUGCGGGGCUGCGGGCCCCGCGGUGCGGGACGCCGACGGACCCAGGGCAGAGGUGGCGGCGGCGACACCCGCCGUGUCCCUGCCUCUCUGGCAGGCUGCUAUUCUGCACCUCUUAAGGGCCCCCUCUGGACGUGCCUUCUCUUGUGUGCGGCGCUCCGGACCCUUCUGGCCAGCCCCAGCAACGAAGUGAAUUUAUUGGAUUCACGCACUGUCAUGGGGGACCUUGGAUGGAUUGCUUUUCCAAAAAAUGGGUGGGAAGAGAUUGGAGAAGUUGAUGAAAACUAUGCGCCUAUCCAUACCUACCAAGUAUGCAGAGUCAUGGAACAGAAUCAGAAUAAUUGGCUGUUGACCAGUUGGAUCUCCAAUGAAGGUGCUUCCAGAAUCUUUAUUGAACUGAAAUUUACUCUAAGGGAUUGCAACAGCCUUCCUGGAGGAUUAGGCACUUGUAAGGAGACAUUUAACAUGUAUUAUUUUGAGUCGGAUGAUGAGAAUGGAAGAAAUGUUAAAGAGAACCAAUACAUCAAGAUUGAUACCAUUGCUGCUGAUGAGAGCUUUACAGAACUUGAUCUUGGAGACCGUGUCAUGAAGCUGAACACAGAGGUCAGAGAUGUAGGGCCUCUGAGUAAAAAGGGAUUUUACCUCGCUUUCCAAGAUGUUGGUGCUUGCAUUGCUCUGGUUUCUGUGCGUGUGUACUAUAAAAAAUGUCCUUCGGUGGUAAGACACUUGGCUAUCUUCCCUGACACCAUCACUGGAGCUGAUUCUUCACAGUUGUUAGAGGUGUCAGGCUCCUGUGUCAACCAUUCUGUGACAGACGAUCCUCCCAAAAUGCACUGCAGUGCUGAAGGGGAGUGGCUGGUUCCCAUCGGGAAAUGCAUGUGCAAGGCUGGAUAUGAAGAGAAAAAUGGCACCUGUCAAGUGUGCAGACCUGGGUUCUUCAAAGCUUCUCCUCACAGCCAGAGCUGCAGCAAAUGUCCACCUCACAGUUACACCCAUGAGGAAGCUUCCACCUCUUGUGUCUGUGAAAAGGAUUAUUUCAGGAGGGAAUCUGAUCCGCCCACAAUGGCAUGCACAAGACCCCCCUCAGCUCCUCGGAAUGCCAUCUCAAAUGUAAAUGAAACUAGUGUCUUUCUGGAGUGGAUUCCACCUGCCGACACGGGUGGACGGAAAGAUGUGUCAUAUUAUAUUGCAUGCAAGAAGUGCAACUCCCAUGCAGGUGUGUGUGAGGAGUGUGGAGGUCAUGUCAGGUACCUCCCCCAGCAAAUCGGCCUGAAAAAUACCUCUGUCAUGAUGGUGGACCUUCUUGCUCACACAAACUAUACCUUUGAAAUUGAGGCAGUGAAUGGAGUUUCCGACUUGAGCCCAGAGACCCGGCAGUAUGUGUCGGUAAAUGUAACCACGAAUCAAGCAGCUCCCUCACCAGUCACUAACGUGAAAAGGGGAAAGAUUGCAAAGAACAGUAUCUCUUUGUCUUGGCAAGAGCCAGAUCGCCCCAACGGAAUCAUCCUGGAGUAUGAAAUCAAGUACUUUGAAAAGGACCAGGAGACCAGCUACACAAUUAUCAAGUCUAAAGAGACCACCAUUACUGCAGAGGGCCUGAAGCCCGCGUCUGUGUAUGUCUUCCAAAUUCGAGCACGUACAGCAGCAGGCUACGGUGUCUUCAGUCGAAGAUUUGAGUUUGAAACCACACCAGUGUCAGUUGCAGCAUCCAGUGAUCAAAGCCAGAUUCCCAUCAUUGCAGUGUCGGUGACAGUGGGAGUCAUCUUGUUGGCAGUGAUGAUUGGCUUCCUCCUCAGUGGCAGUUGCUGCGAAUGUGGCUGUGGAAGGGCUUCUUCCCUGUGCGCUGUUGCCCAUCCAAGCCUAAUAUGGCGGUGUGGCUACAGCAAAGCAAAGCAGGAUCCAGAAGAGGAAAAGAUGCACUUUCAUAACGGGCACAUUAAACUGCCAGGAGUAAGAACCUACAUAGACCCACACACCUAUGAAGAUCCCAAUCAAGCUGUCCAUGAAUUUGCCAAGGAGAUCGAAGCUUCGUGCAUCACCAUUGAGAGAGUCAUUGGAGCAGGUGAAUUUGGUGAAGUUUGUAGUGGACGUUUGAAACUGCCAGGAAAAAGAGAAUUACCUGUGGCUAUCAAAACUCUUAAAGUAGGCUAUACUGAAAAGCAGCGCAGAGAUUUUCUGGGUGAAGCAAGUAUCAUGGGACAGUUUGAUCAUCCGAACAUCAUCCAUCUAGAAGGCGUUGUGACCAAAAGUAAACCUGUGAUGAUAGUGACAGAGUACAUGGAGAAUGGCUCCCUGGACACAUUUUUAAAGAAAAACGAUGGGCAGUUCACUGUGAUUCAGCUUGUUGGCAUGCUGAGAGGCAUCGCUGCAGGAAUGAAGUACCUUUCUGACAUGGGCUACGUGCAUAGAGACCUUGCUGCUAGAAACAUCUUAAUCAACAGUAACCUUGUGUGCAAAGUGUCUGACUUUGGACUUUCUAGGGUACUGGAAGAUGAUCCUGAGGCAGCCUACACCACAAGGGGAGGCAAAAUUCCAAUCAGAUGGACUGCCCCAGAAGCAAUAGCUUUUCGAAAAUUCACCUCUGCCAGUGAUGUCUGGAGCUACGGAAUUGUAAUGUGGGAAGUUGUGUCUUAUGGAGAGAGACCCUACUGGGAGAUGACCAAUCAGGAUGUGAUCAAAGCUGUGGAAGAAGGCUACCGCUUGCCAAGCCCCAUGGACUGUCCUGCGGCUCUCUAUCAGUUAAUGCUGGAUUGCUGGCAAAAAGAUCGGAAUAGCAGGCCCAAGUUUGAUGAAAUAGUCAACAUGCUGGACAAGCUGAUACGAAACCCAAAUAGUCUGAAGACACUGGUUAAUGCAUCAAGCAGAGUAUCUACUUUGUUGGCUGAACAUGGUUCUCUGGGGUCCGGGGCCUACAGAUCAGUAGGUGAAUGGCUGGAAGCAAUCAAGAUGGGCCGGUACACAGAGAUUUUCAUGGAAAAUGGAUACAGUUCAAUGGACGCUGUGGCUCAGGUGACCUUGGAGGAUUUGAGGCGCCUGGGAGUGACUCUGGUUGGUCACCAGAAGAAGAUCAUGAGCAGCCUUCAAGAGAUGAAGGUGCAGCUGGUAAAUGGGAUGGUGCCAGUGUGACCUCCGCAUGGGUCACUUCCUCAAGCGAACUACUCUGCACUUUGUAAACAGCCCUGAGAUUUGUUUUCACAAUUAUAAGGGAAAAGGGAAAAGAGUGGUUUCUAAACCUCUUGGAGGCAUUCGUCUCAGUCAUUGAACUUGUAAUCAAUAUUUUCCUAAAGUCUCCGUUUAUUCCUCUUAGUGUCUUCAUUUUCAUGAAUCAAAUGUAAACUACAUAGAGUGAAAACAUGGGGAUAAGCAUCCUAUAAUAAAGUAAUAACUAAAUCCUCCCCCAUUAUUUCCACUGAAUCUUGUACAUGAAAUAUAUCAAGAUACAGCACCUUUAUAGACUGUUAAGGCAGCCCCUUUCAAAACUUCCAGGGAUCUACUUGAAAGGAAAAGUUUUAAAGCCAUGUGUGGGCUAAGAAAAGCUGCAUUUCACUGACGUUUACUUCAAGUCUUAAUUGUCUAAAUAAGUGUAUUGAAGAGCAAUAUGAUUAGAUUAUUCCUUAAAAACAGUGUGUAAUUUAAAAUGUAAUUACAUGUUGUUAAGUUAUAGAAAAUAGUAUAUAUAAACAUGUUGCUUGGUCAAGGAAAAGUUCAAUACAGGGUGUAUAUUUAUUUUUCUGUGUUAUAUAAUUUACUUGUAGUUGCUCUUCUGGAGACUGUUAGAUAAUAAAUGUGUAUAUACUGUAUAGUUUGCAAUAUGCCCAGGAACUGACUAACCUUGGAUGUGUGUCUGUGUGUGUGUGUGUGUGUGUGUGUGUGUGUGUGUGUGUGUGUGUGAAUGUGUAUACAAUACUGUUCUGCUUGCCUUUUUGAUGGUGUUUUAAUUUUGGCAGCAUACAGGAAAGGGUGUUCCAGGCUGUAACAUGAAUAAGAGAAAUAGGAAACAGUAGAAAAAAAAAUCCAGUCCAAGUUGAUGUCCUUUCUCUCAUUUUGAAAGCAACUAAUUAGUUUAUGUAAACAGCUAAUAUCUCUAAGAUGAAUUUCCUUUUGGAUUUUUACAAACAGUUUUUACUAUCUCUGACAAAGGAGUUCUAGCCAUUUAUCUCACACCCUUCUCUGAAAUUUCAUCUUUCUAAGUUACAGAAAAUAUUUUCUCAAACAAAGUUGACACAAAGGGCACAUAUGUGUGGGAUGGAGAGAGACUGGAGUGUGCUGGCUUCUGUUACUGUCCAGACAAGGGGUACUCAGCAGCUCCCUUUGUGCUCAUCAUUGUAAUCAUUCCUGUUGUGACUCAUUUACAAAAGUUUGAUGUUAAGACAGCAGUAAAAAAUGAAAAAAAAAAAGUGUUUUUUACUCAGAAUUUUAAGUUUUUUUUUAUUAAUAAUCACUUGUUAAUUUUUAAAUUAUAUUUUGUCCUCCAUUACAUAAUAUUGAGAAUACUUUGAAGAACCAAAGUAAAAUAUUUAAAAAUUAGACUUGUUAAGUAAUAUAUGAUAGUCCUUCAGUGUAUUCUAUAAACUACACCAACAAAGGGUUCUCAUUUGGGGUAAAGUUCACGCAAUUUGCUGAAAUGUUUGAAAAAGUGAGUGUCAUACUGACAUAAAUAAUAUUUAUGUUGUUACACUUAAUAAAAUCAGGAGAAUGGUGCGUGAUAUUUGAGGAGCAGAGAACUUAUAUUAGGACUUUGGGGCUACCUUGGUAAAAGCAUAUGAGAGAAGUGAGAUCUGAAGAGGAGAUACCAGUGUUUUGUGAGUGGUGGUCCUUGCUCUUGGAAGCAUAUGUUUCACAUCAAUAUUAACCCAUGUAAGAAAAACAGCUAGGGAGAAGGCUUCUUCCUCCCUCUCUCCCUCCAUCCCUUUCUCCUUUCCUCCCUUCCGUAUUUCCUUCCUUCUUCCUUUCUUUCAUUAUUUCUUUCUCAUCCUUUUUAAAGAAUGAAAUAGCUCUUUGCUAAUGAAUGAGGAAAGAUCAAAACAACCACACGGGGCAUGGACCACUGUAGAUCCACACUGUAUUCAAGAAAUCUCUAUUAGUUUAGUGAAAUUUUCAGAAUUGAAAGAAGUAGUUUAAUAUUGUCACAUUGAACAUCACAGAUAGAUAUCAUUAUUAAGAAAGAUGCAUGUAUACAUUUAAACAAACACAAAAUUAUUAAAACUCAUCCCUAUCAAAAAACUGAUUUUAUUAUACUCUACUGAAUUUUGAAAAAUUAUUUGAAUCUUAGUAAUAAAGUAAUUUUGAGAACUUCAUAACAAAAAAGUUUACAAAUUCACAUUUUAGAGCUUGUAUAAGCCACAACUGUAGGGACAUAAAAACAAUACAUUCCAAAUUGUUUUUCAAUUCUGUGUGUUCAGAGAUUAAGGUGGGCCACUUACACAUAAGUGGCUGGCUGUUGGAGUGAUGAUUUCAGCUUUGUCACAACAGAAUAUAAAUUCAUUUGAAUCAAAUUUAUUUUUCCUUUGCCAUUCAAGUAUUACAUUGGGAAAGUAAUUCAGAAGGAAUGCUUAAUGGUCACACAGCUUUCAUCCGUAUCUCAAUUUGGUGGAAAGUUUCUAAGGAAUGCCAAUAUGAUUUUAGAAGAAAGAGACUUUUAAAUUAUACAAGCUCUGCCCCGCUAAAGAGGAAAGAAUGCCUUUCUAAAAUAUUUGUUCACCCUUGGAUAUGUCACCAAUUGAAAAGUGCCAAUCUCAUCUAUAAAUGUGAGAAGUGGAACAGAGGGAGGAGUCUGCUCUCGUGAAAUGUAGUGAGUCUGCCACUCAGCACUAGACUUGGCAAAUCCUGAUGGUGUGAAUUCUUUUCCGGUGGAUUCAUUUCCUUACCCACCAACUCCCAGAAAAUAAAGUACAGAUUCCGUAAUUUCCACACAUGUAACUGAUUUGUAAAAUGACUUGUAACUGUUUUGUAAGGUGGUACAACAGGAAAUUGCUCUGAACUGACUGGUUCUAUUUGAAGUCAUUCGGUUACUAUGUUUAUCAAUCAUGAUUUAUAUCUAAUAAUGCCAUUCACUAGCAUGUACUCUGACAAAAAAAUUACUAUCUCUGAAAUGUACUGAUUAUAUGUAAAAUGUAAAGAUACUGAUUUUCACCAUUUAAAAUCUGUAACGUGCAUGUUUUUUAAUCCCUGUAUUUUAUUGAGCAACCCAGUGUUCUAAAGUAAUACAAUCAUUGUACAAUUUACAUAGAAAUAUUUUAUUAAAGUUUAAAUGUGUCUAGAAUUAUUCAUUUUGGAAUUGUCACAAAUAAUGCUAAACACCCUUAGCUCUGUUUAUAAAAUGAUUCUAACCACUAUGUAACAAAAGAGAUAAAACUUUCACAUUUCAUGUUAAAGUGGAGCUGUUACUAUUCGUUGAACACUUAUGCAUUUGCAUGUCUGUUAUUUGGAUUCUAUGUGGAAGCAAAAGGCUGUAAAGAAGAUAUUUGUAUGUGUGUUGAAGUGGGUUUUCAGAAGCACAAUGAGAAAUGUUCUUCUCUGGAAGGUGUUUUGGCUGUAAUGGUACAUUAGAUGGCAAAGAGAGUCAGUUGUUAGAGACUUAGUAGGUAUAUGAUGGUGCAUAGUAGAAAAUAUCUCUUUUUCAUUCUGUUCUUUCUCAAAAUUAGGAGGGAAAAUUAAAUGUGAUAAUAAAUAGUCUUUGUUUAAACUUUGCCAGAUGUUUAACCUCAAUGUAAAUAAGAAAUAGGGACAAUAAGAUGGCAAUGGUGAUAAUGAUGAGUGAAUGAACAGAAUCAUAAUGGUAGCUUUAUUUGAAAUUUGAUAGCUCAAAUAAGUCAUCAGUUUUUCAAUGCUAUAGCACAGCUGGUUACAUUGAAUAUUUUUCCUCUAUUAUGCUGUUAAUUAUAUAGCAAUGUAUCAGGAAAGAAAUAGAUAAGAACUUUCUUCUCAUUUCUUGUUAAUUUGUGAGUCUUUUCAUACAUCAAUGGUUGAAUGUUCUUAUUCAGAAUGACCACGUAAUUGUCACUUAGAAUAAGCUGCUAUUUAUUAAAAAAAAAAAA
Messenger RNA from Peromyscus leucopus (white-footed mouse), 7777 nucleotides. RefSeq names its product EPH receptor A5 (gene Epha5). Gene Ontology annotation, cellular component: neuron projection; plasma membrane. The coding region runs from base 744 to 3866 and encodes 1040 amino acids. Gene Ontology annotation, biological process: cell surface receptor protein tyrosine kinase signaling pathway; axon guidance; protein phosphorylation. NCBI's taxonomy places the organism in Eukaryota, Metazoa, Chordata, Mammalia, Rodentia, Cricetidae. The record is from RefSeq and is a predicted model, not a curated record. Gene Ontology annotation, molecular function: transmembrane-ephrin receptor activity; protein binding; ATP binding. The transcript is spliced from 18 exons.